GUCUCUCGGGAGCAGCACACGAUCCUGCUGCCGUCUGCUCCGGGAAGCACGAGAACAGUAGAAACCCCCCCGGAUCCACGGCUCCCAAUGGCCCCGGUGGGGGAAGAGACAGCAGCGGGGGCGAAAGGAGGUGUUCGGUACAGGAAAAUUGUGUCUGCAAACUGCCCUGACAGCGGGGCUGAGGACUGUGCGUAACUCAUCACACCUCAUAGCUGUGCCUAUAGGGCCGAUCCGAGGGGAAGGGGCAGAGUUCUGCCCACGGAGAAGUGACAGCAUAGAUGGAAGCGCGGCCCGGCAGCGUUUCCACACCAGGACAAGAUCGCAGCGCGGCUGUGUCAGUAGGAACUGCUUCCCCAUCCCGGCGAACAGCCGCAGAGCUCCGUCCCCCCGAGGGGCGGCUCAGCUUCACCCCUUUCCUAGACCAAAAGAGCCGCGGGGAGGCGGAGCAGCCUCUGCUGUAGGACAUCUCCCCCGUGCCCGGCUCCUCCCGGGACCUUCGUGCCCAGGGAUGCUCCUGGCUCUCCCCAUAUCCAGGUAGUCCCAGAACUACGUGCUCAGUGCUCCCCGUUCCCAGUUUCACGUUCUCUCGCCCACCCGCGUUCCCGGUGUCGCCUCCCCGAUCCCCAUCCAGGUGCGCCCCAGCCCUCCCCACCGCUCCUCCUCUCUUCUCUUCUCCUCUCCGCCCCGUUCCAUCCCUCCACCCCCGGGAAAGCGAAAGCGCGACGGGCGGAAGCGGAGCUCCCCGCAGCGCCGCGCCGGGGCCGCUCCACGUCGGGGCCACCAUGGCCUCUUCCAUCAGCAGCCUCUUCCGACGGAGCCUACGGCGCCCGGGCCGUAGAGAAGGCAAACAGGAGGCCCCUGCAGCAGACGGCAUCCCAUCUCACAUGCCUCUGGGAAAGGCAGGAGAGCGGAGCUCCAUCCUCUAUUCUGCUGGGCAGUUCUUCUUUGAGUACCUGGUGGUGGUGUCACUGAAAAAGAUGCCAGAUGGACGCUAUGAACCCAAGAUUGCCUAUCAGUUCCCAAAGCGUGAGAACCUCCUGAAGGGUCAGAAGGAGGAGGAGGAGCGGCUCCUGCAGGCCAUCCCCCUGUUCUGCUUCCCUGAUGGCAACAACUGGGAGCCCGUUACCACCUUCCCCAGUGAAACCUUUUCCUUUGUCCUGACGAAUGUGGAUGGCAGCAGGAAGAUUGGUUACUGCAGGCGGCUGCUGCCCUCUGGCCGCGGUGUCCGCCUCCCUGAGGUCUUCUGCAUCAUCAGCUGCCUUGGCUGCUUCGGGCUCUUCUCUAAGAUCCUGGAUGAGGUGGAGAAGAGGCGUCAGAUCUCCAUGGCGGUGAUUUACCCCUUCAUGCAGGGCCUGCGGGAAUCACCCUUCCCAGCUCCAGGGAAAACAGUCACCAUUAAAAGCUUCAUCCCUGAGUCAGGCACAGAGCUCAUUGAGCUCACACGUCCCGUGGAUGCCCACCUGGAGCACGUGGAGUUCCCAGCGCUGCUCCAGCGGCUCAGCCCCAUCCUCAUCCUGCACAUCUUUGCCUCUGCUGUGCUGGAGCGGCGGCUCAUCUUCCUGGCUGAGGAGCUGAGUGUCCUCUCGCAGUGUAUCCACGCUGUGGCUGCUCUCCUCUACCCCUUCACGUGGGCUCACACCUACAUCCCCGUGGUCCCUGAGUGCCUGCUCGACACUGUCUGCUGCCCUACACCCUUCAUGGUUGGCAUCCAGAUGCGGCACCUGGAGCGGGUGCUGGAGCAGCCCAUGGAGGAGGCUCUGAUAGUUGAUCUGUGUGAAGGGAAGAUCAUCCGGGCGGUGGGUGACGAGGAGGACAUCUUGCCCAUGAAGCUGCAAAAUGAGAUGCUGGCAUCUCUGAACAGGCACAACAACAACAACAACGUACACACAUCUGAGCAGCUGAACGCACUCGUCUCCGAGGCCUUUGUGCAGUUCUUUGUCCGUCUGGUCGGGCACUAUUCCUCACACAUCAAGUGGAGUAAAAACGGCCUGGGUACCUUCCAGGAGAGAGCCUUCUGCAAGGCCAUCACCUCCAAGACCAACCGCAGGUUUGUCAAGAAGUUUGUGAAGACCAACAUGUUCUCCUUAUUUAUCGAGGACGCAGAGAAGAGCAGGAUCCCACAGGAAGCGUACUUCCAGCAGAAGAUAACAGAAUACCACCAGCAAAAGAAGCACCGAAGGGACUCCUGAGAGCAGCCUGAAGGGACGCCACCAGCAGGGCUGUGUGUUCCAUCCGUGCCCUAUCUAAGGGCAGAGUAUUCUGGAUUCUGCUGGGUCUGUCCUGCCCCAGCCUCAUGGAAAGCACCAAGCACUGGUUUCUGCCCUUUCCCUUUUCCCUCAGGGCACAGUUGCACUGGAAAAUAGUUUUGCACAGAGCUCAUAAGCAGACGGGGACAGAAACCAUGCAUGGCUCAGUGCUCAGCCCCACACUGAGCUGUGCCAUGGGGACUGCCCCAGCACUGUGAGUGCUGAUAGAUGGAAGUGAAGGGCAGCUGCAGGACUGGUCAUUGCUAAAGGAAAAAAUGGAUGAGAGAUGAGGAAGAAACAUUAAUUUCUAAGUAAAACAAACAUAGGUUUGGUAAAUAGGUGGCAGCCUAUGGAAGAGGUCUCUGAGGAGUCUGGUAUCUGUUGUAGCUGUUGUGUUUGUUGGUACUGCAUGCAGCCAUGAUCUCACUUCAGCUGCUUGAAGUGAACCAACAUGUUACUCACUGUGAAGGGCACAGGGCUCUGUUCUGCAGCAGAGCAGCAGUGGGGAGGAGGAAGUGCUGGUUAAAUCUCAUAGUAAAAGGUGGCAACAUCUUCCUCCCUCUGUGUUUGAUGCCAACUUCUAUAUCACUGUGGUUCAUCUCAGCACUGCUGCUGAAGUGUGAUGCCUGCAGCAGACUUUAAGAGCGUUUUAGGAGUACUUUAUGAUCUUCCCCCUUUUCUAAUGCAUCUGCACAGGAAGCAAGGGCUGCUGCACAGACUCAAGGCUGCAGGUCUGCCCAGUUCCUCAAUGGCAAUGGACCUUCCCUUGGGAGAGAAGGGAUGAGCAGGGAGAGAUGUUUGCUCUUCCCAGCAGAAGAUGUGGAGAAAUGCAGAGCUCCAUCCUCCUCUCCAGGGCUGCGUGGCCAAACUGUCCCAUCUCAGUCAUCAUCACAUCUCUUAAUAUAACUUCCUUCCUCCUGCUUCCCCCAUGAGACAUUUCAUAGCAGCGCUGUCUAAUGAGCCAUGGUCAGAGCUGCUGGAACAGCAACAGAACUGAGCCAGAGGCAAAGAGCAUCUGUUGGAGGAGUACCAUGCACAAAUAGAAGCAGCAGAAGUGCUGUUGGACAGAGAAUGGAAGAGCAGCGAUGUGCCCAGCCAUCCUGGAAGGAGGACAGUGACUUUUUGCCCCACUUUGUUUGGGGUGGAUGGUAACUCUUUGUCAGGGCUAUAAAGGGGUUUGACACUGUAGAUGUCGUCUUUGCCUCCACAAGUCCCAUAUUUGUGGGUACUGAGAUAGUUGCAAACAGCCUAUGGGAAAUUAAAGAUAAGAGAUCUUUA
Coturnix japonica (Japanese quail) is the source of this 3524-nucleotide messenger RNA. The record is from RefSeq and is a predicted model, not a curated record. NCBI's taxonomy places the organism in Eukaryota, Metazoa, Chordata, Aves, Galliformes, Phasianidae.